CGAUCUGCUCUCUUGUGGACUGAAGGCCAAAAGAACAUAGAAAGACCAACCAAAGACUUGUAAGUUAGAAAUAGAGAGAAUAGAAAAGCACCCGGGUAGAGCUUCUUCCACUAUGUCAGCGGACACCUUGGAAGAUCUCUCUCAAACUACAGAGAGCUUGGACAGACCGGACGGCUCCAGAACGUACAUGUACACCCACGCCUGCCCGUACACAGGAACAAGACUCCUCCGUGACAACAACAACAGCAAGUACACCUGCAGAUACACUCUCCAACUCCCUCUCUUCCCUAUGGCUCUCCUCCUUGUCCCCUUGUUGCUCUGUCUCUGGGGCCACCAGGCCCAAGGAGUCGUCCACUCCAGCUUCCGCCGCCUCAGCAGCCGAGAGAAGAAAGAGAUGCAGAGGGAGAUCCUGUCCAUCCUGGGUCUACCGGGUCGGCCCAGACCCCAUCCUCCCCUCCGACCGCCCUCCUCAGCCCCCCUCUUCAUGCUGGACCUGUACCACGCUGUGUCGGCCGAGGGGGGUGAGGGAAACGGACUAGGGAAUGAGGUAGGGGGGCUGGGGUUCGGCGGUCUGGACGGGUUGACGGGCCACGUCAGCCAUGCCGCCCUGCCCACUUUCAGCACGCACACGCCGCCGCUGGGGACGGUUGUCAGCGAGGCCGAUACGGUCAUGAGCUUCGUUAACCUGGUGGAGCAGGAGCGGGACCUGCUGCAGCCACGGCCGUACUGGAAGGAGUUCCGUUUUGACCUGACGCCCCUCCCCAAGGGGGAGACGGUCACGGCUGCAGAGUUCCGCAUUUAUAAGACCCUGACCAUGGGCCAGAGGGCCAACCGCACCCUGCACAUCUCCGUCUACGAGAUCCAACGGGAGAACAAACACAGAGAGCCAGAGCUGGUGCUGCUGGACAUGCAGUCAGUGCCCGCGGGGCAGGAGGGCUGGCUGGCUUUUGACGUGACCACUGCCAGCAACCGUUGGCUCCUGCACCCCCGCAGCAACCUGGGCAUCCGGCUCUAUGUGGAGACAGAGGAGGACCGGUCCUUGUCAGCUGGGUGGGUAGGCUUGGUGGGUCGAAGGGGCCCACGCUCCAAACAGCCCUUCAUGGUGACCUUCUUCAGGGCCAGCCAGGCCCCUUGUCGCCCCCCACGCGCCCUGAAACCCAACCCCCGCAAGAAGAAGGCCAAAUAUGACCUGCCCCUGCCCAGUAUACAUGAUCACAGCCACGUCAACAGUGGGCGUCAGGCUUGUAAGAGACAUGAAUUAUAUGUGAGCUUUAGUGACCUAGGCUGGAAGGACUGGGUCCUGGCUCCUACGGGUUACUCUGCCUUCUACUGUGAUGGAGAAUGCCUAUACCCUCUGGGUUCCUGCAUGAACGCCACCAACCACGCUAUGAUCCAACUAGUGGUUCACCUUCUGAAGCCGGACGAGGUUCCCAAAGCGUGCUGCGCACCCACCAAGCUCAGUCCCAUCUCCGUACUCUUCUACGACGACAACAACAAUGUGAUCCUAAAGAAGCAUCGUAACAUGGUGGUCAAGACUUGUGGAUGCCUGUGACACCUGUGGUAGCCCAUAUAUUCUACAUCAUUUUUAUAAACUUGACUACCAUUGUUCCAAAAGAUACAAACGGGGUAAUAUACCUUGCAGCCAGCAGUUGAUAGCAAUAAUCUGGCAAUAUGUGUAUAAAUAGUAUGUAUCUACACUGAACAAAAAUAUAAACGCAACAAUUUCAAAGAUUUACUGUGUUACAGUUCA
Molecule: messenger RNA, 1750 nt
Organism: Coregonus clupeaformis (lake whitefish)
Lineage: Eukaryota; Metazoa; Chordata; Actinopteri; Salmoniformes; Salmonidae
Product: bone morphogenetic protein 8B-like
Exons: 7
Coding region: 113-1552 (479 amino acids)
Biological process (GO): SMAD protein signal transduction
Cellular component (GO): extracellular region
Molecular function (GO): growth factor activity; cytokine activity
Source: RefSeq, a predicted model, not a curated record